GGAGGCUGGGGGAGGGGAGGGGAGGGGGGGUCCCCGGGUCGGUUUCCCGGGAGGGGGAGGGCGUCGCGGCGGCUUCGAUCCGGUGGCCCCGAGCCUCGGCAUCAAGCCUCAUCGGCGUAAAGCCCUCGGCGUUCGUCUCCCGGUAACCGUUUCUCCGCCUCUCUUCUCCCCCGGUGCCCCUCCGUGCGAAGGUCAGAUGUUCCCCCGCCUCGUCGGGAAGACAAGCGGCUCCGGGACCCGCUGAGCACCGAUCCGCUUCUGCUCCGGACCAUGGACUCAUUGAGGCCGCCCCGGGUGUGAAAAUGUCCAACAGCAACCGGGAGCUGGUGAUCGACUUCGUGUCCUACAAACUCUCGCAGAAGGGAUACAGCUGGAGCCAGCUGGAGGAGGAGGAGGGAGGAGGAGAGCACAGGACUGACCUCCCCCCCGAGGAGCCCGAGACGGGCGGCGUGCUCAACGGGAGCCCCUCCUGGCACCCACACGUAGUGAACGGAGCCCCCGCGCACCGGAGCGGCCCGGAGCCGGCCCGGGGGGGGGUCCCGGGGUCCCGGGUGCGUCAGGCGCUGCGGGAGGCGGGGGACGAGUUCGAGCUGAGGUACAGGAGAGCCUUCAGCGACCUCACCUCCCAGCUCCACAUCACCCUGGGCACUGCCUACCAGAGCUUCGAGCAGGUCGUCAACGAACUCUUCCGCGACGGGGUGAACUGGGGCCGCAUCGUGGCCUUCUUCUCCUUCGGGGCCCUCUGUGUGGAGAGCGUGGACAAGGAGAUGCGGGUGCUGGUGGGACGCAUUGUGUCCUGGAUGACCACCUACCUGACCGACCACCUGGACCCCUGGAUCCAGGAGAACGGCGGAUGGGAGCGCUUUGUGGACCUGUACGGGAACGAUGCUGCUGCCGAGGUGAGGAAGGGGCAGGAGAACUUCAACAAGUGGCUCCUGACCGGGGCCACGGUGGCCGGGGUGCUCCUGCUGGGAUCCCUGCUGAGCCGCAAGUGACCCGGGACCACCGCCAGGACCACCACCACCACCAGGACCACCACCACCACCACCACCGUGUCCCUCUCCCUGGCACCGGGACGGCCGCGCCUUCACCGCCACAUCCACCGCACUCCGCUCCCCAGCACGGGGGGGACACACACACAGCCCCCCCCGGGCCAGCACCCUGAUCCACGGAGCUCUCCCCCUCCCCACCCCCCCAACACUCCCUCCAUGCUGCAGCCCCUCUCCUGGCAGCCCCCCACCCCCUUCUCCCUUCCCCUUGUGUUUUAAAGGUGCCCCCCGGCCAGCGGCCCUGGGGGUGCAGGUGGUGGGGGCAGUGCUGGUCAGAGGGUGUCCCAGCCCCAGAUCACUUUGAAAAGAAUAAACAGACUUAUUUUUGCAUGUGUGAGUGCGUGUGUGUGUGGAUGUGUCACUAAUAUAAGGUGUGUGUGUGUGUGUGUGUCCCAGACAGAGCAAGGGUCCCAAGGGUCCAGGCUCCGUGUCCCCGUCCCCACCACCCCCUGGCACCAGGCAGGCUGCUGGAGGGGACCAAGUGUCCCUGCAGUGUCUCCGUCCUGUCCCUGCUCCCUCCAAGCAGAGAAAGUCCCUGGGGAGGAAGAGGCAGAGGCCGGGGUGUCCUGGUGUCACCCCCUCAGCCCCUUUGUCCCCAGAGAGCAGCUGGGGGGCUGGUCCUGGGGGGUGACAGUGUGUGCUGGGCCCGGUUUGAAGGGAUCCUCCUCCCUCUGAAUGUAGAUUGUGGGGCCCUGCUCAUCCCCCCAGCCAUGCCCCCUCCUCCAGGCAGCAAAGGAGGGAGCCAGGCAGGGUGGGGAGCACUUUCCCCAGCCCCCACCCUGCUAAAAGGGGCUCUGUGGAGAGCUGGAGGGGGGAGGUUGUCCAAAAAGUGCAGGAAUAGUGAUCCAGGAGAGGUGGAAGGGACUGGGUGGGCACCAGUGCCCCUGCCUGUUACAGGGUGGGUGACAGGACAGCCCCACCAGUGCCCCGGGGAGGUGGGAGCGAGGGCUGGCACCAUCCCCCCCACCAGACCCCCUCCCUGGGGGUCUCUGUAGUGCAGGCAGACCCUGCCCAUGGCCUGGCUGUGAGGGGUGUGUGCAGUGCAGAGGUGUUGGCUUCCCCCUUCCCCGGGGGCUUUUGAGUUGAAAUUAGCUGAAAUUACCUCCCAAAACAUCCCCCCUCCCCCAAAACCCCUCGGAGCCCCCCCUCUCCCCUUACCCCUGGGGGUCCAGCUGUGUGUGCUCUGCUGUACAUAUCCGAGUAGGUUUUAAUUCUCUUUUUUUUUUUGUGAAUACUCCUUAAUGCUAUUUUUGUUAUCUUGUCUGUCUGUAUUUAUGUGUGGGACCGUGCUCCCUGCAGAGGCCAAGGUGGGAUGGUGGCAGAGGGGGGGUUCUGGGAGGGGGGAAACAGAGGCUCCAGGGGGGUCUCACCAAGCACGGGCUCACGUCCCCCCGCGUUGGAUCCGAUCCCGGCACCCGCCGAUCCUCUGGGGUGGGAUCCAACGGGGGGGAUGGGAGUUUUAGCAUUAGCCCUGUGGAAAAGCUUCGGUUUGCAGGUGGAGGUGAGUCCACUAAUAAACUCUUUGUCAUUGAAA
Calypte anna (Anna's hummingbird) is the source of this 2583-nucleotide messenger RNA. It is a transcript of the gene BCL2L1, whose product is annotated as BCL2 like 1. Gene Ontology annotation, molecular function: protein heterodimerization activity; protein homodimerization activity. Gene Ontology annotation, biological process: negative regulation of intrinsic apoptotic signaling pathway; extrinsic apoptotic signaling pathway in absence of ligand; intrinsic apoptotic signaling pathway in response to DNA damage. The record is from RefSeq and is a predicted model, not a curated record. Lineage: Eukaryota; Metazoa; Chordata; Aves; Apodiformes; Trochilidae. Gene Ontology annotation, cellular component: mitochondrial outer membrane.